Molecule: messenger RNA, 532 nt
Organism: Ilex paraguariensis (yerba mate)
Lineage: Eukaryota; Viridiplantae; Streptophyta; Magnoliopsida; Aquifoliales; Aquifoliaceae
Source: the annotation of a GenBank genome assembly
UCUCUCUCUCUCUCUCCCUCCUUCAUUCUGAGCAUCUAAACUACUCUGUUUUUGCAAUGAGCUCUUGAUGUCUCAACCCAACAAGCGCUCAUAUACCACCAUCAGCACCACCACUUCCACCACCUGUACCGGCGGUGCCGGCGUUGGCAACCACAAUCUCACCUAUCCACCUGCGGCAAUGCAGAAGGCCAAGUCACAGGCCGUCGCGUUAUCUCUAGACGGCAAGAACGGCCAACAACAGUCACCGCACGUCCACUUCGCUCCCGAUAUUGAAAGCGCCGUCGUCGAUGACCCUAACUCUAUGAUCGAAGAUCCCAAUCCCAACGAUGUCGUCGAUGGUUCUUCCCCAGCUGGACGUGUCUCCACAAGUGGAGUCACCGCCAAUUUGUCUCGGAAAAAGGCCACUCCGCCGCAGCCGGCGAAGAAGCUCGUAAUUAAGCUCGUGAAAGGUUAGAUUGCACUUCUUUUACCUUUCGUUUUGACCAAUUUAGGUUUAGUUUUUGUGCGGAGUAUUGGAAUUUACUGAUUGGUU